Messenger RNA from Cebus imitator (Panamanian white-faced capuchin), 2939 nucleotides. It is a transcript of the gene C1QTNF1, whose product is annotated as C1q and TNF related 1. NCBI's taxonomy places the organism in Eukaryota, Metazoa, Chordata, Mammalia, Primates, Cebidae. The transcript is spliced from 4 exons. Gene Ontology annotation, molecular function: protein binding. The coding region runs from base 435 to 1277 and encodes 280 amino acids. The record is from RefSeq and is a predicted model, not a curated record.
AGGCGGCGGCCGGAGUUCCGCGGGGCGGCGGGGCACACACAGUUAAUCCUCCGCGGCUGCUGUUUGGACGAAAGCGCUGGGAGUGCUGGCGGCUCCUCGCGGCUCACAUCUGGCUGGGCUUCGCUCCGUGCGCGUCUGUCCCACUUUCUGCGUCUCUUCCUUUACUUUCGAGAAACCGCGCUUCCGCUUCUGGUCACAGGGACCUCGGAGCCUGGGUGGCGGACCAGAGGUGCUGGGGGCACCCGCGGCUGCUCGCACCGCCCCCACCCUCCUGCUCUGCACCGUCGGCCCCGAGGACUCGUCUCCCCGCUCUGUCUCCUCCGGCGGGUCUGCGCGUCUCCCUGGACCUGGCGGGGAGGAGGCUCGGCCGCGGGGAGAUGCUCUAAGGGCGGCGGGGGAGGAACGGCCGGCGGGACGGAGGGCCCAGUAGGAAGAUGGGCUCCCGUGGACAGGGACUCUUGCUGGCAUGCUGCCUGCUCCUGGCCUUUGCCUGUGGCCUGGUCCUGAGCCGUGUGCCCCAUGAUCAGCGGGACCAGCAGGCGUGGGAGGGGAAUGAGGAGCCGCCGUCCCCGCCGGACCAUGCCGAGAGGGACGAACAACAUGAAAGAUACAGCCCCAGCCGGGGCCAGGGGCUCCCGGCUUCCCAGUGUUUGCGCUGCUGCGACCCCGGGACCUCCAUGUACCCGGCGACGGCAGUGCCCCAGAUCAACAUCACCAUCUUGAAAGGCGAGAAGGGUGACCGCGGAGAUCGAGGCCUUCAAGGGAAAUAUGGCAAGACAGGCUCAGCAGGGGCCAGGGGCCACGCCGGACCCAAAGGGCAGAAGGGCUCCAUGGGGGCCCCUGGGGAGCGGUGCAAGAGCCACUAUGCCGCUUUCUCGGUGGGCCGGAAGAAACCCAUGCACAGCAACCACUACUACCAGACGGUGAUCUUCGACACGGAGUUCGUGAAUCUCUACGGCCACUUCAACAUGUUCACCGGCAAGUUCUACUGCUACGUGCCCGGCAUCUACUUCUUCAGCCUCAACGUGCACACCUGGAACCAGAAGGAGACGUACCUGCACGUCAUGAAGAACGAGGAGGAGGUGGUGAUCCUGUUCGCGCAGGUGGGUGACCGCAGCAUCAUGCAGAGCCAGAGCCUGAUGCUGGAGCUGCAGGAGCAGGACCAGGUGUGGGUGCGCCUCUACAAGGGCGAGCGCGAGAACGCCAUCUUCAGCGACGAGCUGGACACCUACAUCAUCUUCAGUGGCUACCUGGUCAAGCACGCCUCCGAGCCCUAGCUGGCCAGCCACCGCCUUUCCUCUGCCACCUCCUGCCCCUGCGCUGUGCGGACCCCACCGCCUCUUCCCCCAUCCCUGGAUUCUGCCUCCUGGCUUUGGCAUUCAAUGAGACACCCCGCACGCCUGGAAAGCCAGGGCGGCCAAUGCUCCCAGAUCCUGCAGCCUCUGGAGAGGGCUGACGGCAGAUGAGAUCACCAGGGCAGGGCGCCCGCAAGAACCCUUGGGGGCCUUCUGCUGCCCUUUCUGCACGAAUCCUCAAGUGACCCCACGCAGCGAGACGUGUGUGGCGGCAGGGCGUCCCACGGUGCGGCACUGUGGCUCCAGUCCUUGGAAAUAAUUAGGCAAAUUCUAAAGGUCUCAAAAGGAGCAAAGUAAACUGUGGAGGACAGAGAAAAGCGGUUACUUUUGUCUUUCCAGCCAGCCUGCUGGCUCCUGAGAGAGGGGCUUUUUCACUCGAGCUCCGCUUAAGAGAAGAUCCAAAGUUAAAGCCGUGGGGCCCGGGGAGGGGGCUGGGGGCAGGAAACCACCUCUGGCUUACUUCUUUUAAGCCACGUAGAUGCUUUCUUGAGGGACAGCUGGACCCCGACAUCCCUGUGGCCUUGUCCAAGAGCUCAGCUGGUCUUUCUGAGUCACAGCUGCGAGGAGAUCUGGGCUGGGGUCGCAAGCAUCAGCCCCCCAGAGGGACAGCUGAGUGCCCUGCCAUUGGCUCUGGGCUGGCAGAAGCAGCUGAAGGGCUCCUGACAAUGGCCAGGGACCUGUGGGUCCCCCAGGCCUGCAGAUGUCUCUAUGGGGGCAGAGCUCCUGGUGUAUCCAUGUGUGGCUGCCUCACCCCCUGUGCUACUCCAGAGCCCUGGGUGGUGGUCCCUGGUGUCAGCUUUCUGUGCUGCCUCCCAUGUGGACCAGCCCCAGAAGGCCCCGGGGCCUGGGCUUCUGUUUUUUAUAAAAUGCCUCACGCAGCACCGCAGUCUCCUUGUGGGCUAAGCAUCCCCAUUUCCGCAUGUGCCGUGUUGUUUGCAGCGAGGCUGAUCCAGACCCCUUCCGCCCCCUCCGCCCUCACCCAGCCUCUGACCAGCAGCCUGAGAGGGGCUUUCUCUGGGCUUCAGAGCAGGGGGAGCUGGAAGGGGCUAGAAAGCCCACGCUUGCCUGUUUGUCAGGCUCCUGUGAGCCUCAGUCCCGAGACCAGAGUCGAGAGGAAGUGCACGUCCCAACCCCCCAGAUUGGGACUCACUCUCAGGAGCCGGGUGGCAGGAGAGGCAAUACCUUUGGCAAUUUCCAGACCACCUGGAGCAGGGCCGCGGCGUCUCUGUGGUGCCCUGGCAUGGUUGCCAGCAUCCUCUGCUCUCCAGGAACCCCGCAGCCCCUCUCCACCUCACCCCACGUUGAUGCCCAGGGGCACUCUUGCUACUUGCUGGCCCCCAAACCCCGGUGCCUGUCUUCCUUCCCUCCCCAUCCCCCACCUGGUUUUGACUAAUCCUGCUUCCCUCUCUGGGCCUGGCAGCCGGGAUUGGGGUCUGUACGUCCCUCUCUUUAAAGAACUUCUGCGGGUCUUCUGAAAGCCGGGUUCCCGUGGGCGUGCCUGGAAGCAGAGUGUCACUCGCUGUUUUGCUCACGCUCCCCCAGCUCUUUCAGAAAACAUUAAACUCAGAACCGUGUUUUUCAGCA